Molecule: messenger RNA, 435 nt
Organism: Ilex paraguariensis (yerba mate)
Lineage: Eukaryota; Viridiplantae; Streptophyta; Magnoliopsida; Aquifoliales; Aquifoliaceae
Source: the annotation of a GenBank genome assembly
AUGUUCGUCUCACUGAGCCUGAAGGGCUCUGUUGCAUAUAGUCACCAAGCUAUGGAGAAAACUGUAGUGGCUGCUGAUCAUGAGUUUGCAGUGGCACAAGGGAGUCCUGUGAUAGUUGGAAAGGAAAUUUUCGGUGCUGUUCCUACAGAAGCAGAAGACAGAAAUGAAAAACUUACAGGAAGAAAAAUGAUGCUGAAAAGGGUCUUGGGGAAAGAAAUGGUGACAAAAGAAGUCAUGAACAAUGGACAAGCUUCAAAGUCUUCAGGUGCAACCCAUUCUGCUGGAAAUUGCGGCCAUAAAGAGAAAGGAAAGUUGAAUGUACAACGUAAAUUGAGUGAUAUAAGUACUCACAAUGUGAAGAUCAAAAUGGACAAUUUUAUGGCUUUCAAUGCAGAUUAUAAUGUGCCAAGACCCCACCCACCAAAGAAUAACUGA